AACUAGACUCGGUGGGAGAGUGGGUGAGUUCUGGAUAUCAUAGUAUUUGAACUAGACUCGGUGGGAGAGUGGGUGAGUUCUGGAUAUCAUAGUAUUUGAACUAGACUCGGUGGGAGAGUGGGUGAGUUCUGGAUAUCAUAGUAUUUGAACUAGACUCGGUGGGAGAGUGGGUGAGUUCUGGAUAUCAUAGUAUUUGAACUAGACUCGGUGGGAGAGUGGGUGAGUUCUGGAUAUGAUAGUAUUUGAACUAGACUCGGUGGGAGAGUGGGUGAGUUCUGGAUAUCAUAGUAUUUGAACUAGACUCGGUGGGAGAGUGGGUGAGUUCUGGAUAUCAUAGUAUUUGAACUAGACUCGGUGGGAGAGUGGGUGAGUUCUGGAUAUCAUAGUAUUUGAACUAGACUCGGUGGGAGAGUGGGUGAGUUCUGGAUAUCACAGUAUUUGAACUAGACUCGGUGGGAGAGUGGGUGAGUUCUGGAUAUCACAGUAAUUGAACUAGACUCGGUGGGAGAGUGGGUGAGUUCUGGAUAUCACAGUAUUUGAACUAGACUCGGUGGGAGAGUGGGUGAGUUCUGGAUAUCACAGUAUUUGAACUAGACUCGGUGGGAGAGUGGGUGAGUUCUGGAUAUCACAGUAUUUGAACUAGACUCGGUGGGAGAGUGGGUGAGUUCUGGAUAUCACAGUAUUUGAACUAGACUCGGUGGGAGAGUGUGUGAGUUCUGGAUAUCAUAGUAUUUGAACUAGACUCGGUGGGGAAAAUGUUUCUGCAGGCGGAUGGGUCUGCUUGGUUUUAAAGACUGCAAAACCAGGGUGAAAUUAGAGAACGAGAAAUUUACUGAAAAGAGAAAGAAUGAGUUGGAGUUGUAAUAUGGAAACAAAGAAGAACACGAAAUGCAAUCGUCCAUCCAGUUAGUUGGUCUUCAGUUCAGUAAUUUGCUGUGAUCCUAGUAAGAAACUACUUCCCCACCAGUGGACGUCCCCACGGUGAUUGACAGGAACAUCAGAAGCAGGGGGAGGUAAGGAGGAGAGUUGAAGGAGAAAACAGAUCUCACGGAGCUUGGCAUCCGUUGUAUGGCGUUGCGGCUUCAAGCGCCAACCCUCGCAGAACAUUGCGACAUAGUGAGUCAUACAAUGCUACACCCAUGGGAUCAAUUAAAAAUCUUCACCAGGUUAUGGUUGGCAGAUCUGACAAAGAUAUUUUUAGACUUGAGAGAUCGUUUACUUUCCCUUGUCGCAAGACAUGGGUGGGGAUUGGACAUACACUGUCUGGUAAUGGCUUCACAUUACAAGUCCGAAAUCAACAUGGUACAUCCACCCUUGAACACACACCACAAGUGGAAGUAGAAGAUUUAUCUUCUUGCGAGAAUGAGAUGGACAAAAGUUUACUUGAAGAGGUAGACAAAUGUGAAAGCGUAAUUGGUCAAAAUAUAUUUCAUAUUGAACUUGAGAGUUCAUGUGAAAUGAACCAAAAUCAAAAUGCUUUGAACAUGGAACUAUCAUUCAGCACUGAAGUAGAUCAUGAUUAUCUGGUGUUACAACAAGAGGUUGGAUCAACAGACUGGCGAGAUAUCACCAAUCAAUGCAAAACAAGGGAAAAUGGCAAAAAUAUUGAAAUACCAGUUAAAAAGUCCUCAAGAGUUUGGGUUAUUCGCUUAAAAAAAGGCUUUGGCAAAGUGAAGUAUAACAUAUUAAAAUUAUUUUGUGGUGAAGUCCUGUUUCAUAUUUUGGUCUAUUAUUGUUUUAAUGAGAAGCAGAAGAAUGUUGAUGUGCGGAUAAUUGGAAUAAGCGAUGAACUUUAUCAGAACCCGACACAGCAAGGAGAACCAGAGACUAUUGCUGAAAAGGAAAAGUUUGUGAAAGGAAAAGAGUGUGUAGCGAAGCAACUGUUGAGGAAAGGAACUCUAAAUGUUGGCCUUUAUAAAAGCGAUGAAUGUGUGAAUGAAGAAAACUUUGAUAUGGGAAGAAAUUCUAUUAAGAAAAGUGCAGAGUGGUUUGAUUUUAGUUUUGAUCUAGAGAAUCUCAAUCACAGUAUGGAAGUCAAGGUCAAAGAUGAUAAUGAAACUCUUUGGCGUGUCAAAUUGAAUAAAAUACUGAACGAUGUUGUCAAUGAGCAAACUGAUGCCUGUAAACAACCAAUUGUCCAAAUAACGAAACCAGAGCUACAUUCAGUUGAUGAUGAAGUCCGUGAAUGUCACAUUCCAUGGUUAGCACAUCAUUUAAACAGGGAUGUAGAAAAAUGUGCCAUGCUACUGAUGGUUGAUUCAAAUGAGAUUGAAAGAAUUAAACAACAAUACGAAGAUGUGGAAAAAAGAAAAAUUGAAAUACUUCUUUCUUGGAGGAAGCAAGCACUAAAUAGUGAAUAUAAACCUAAAUGGAAUGACAUUAUUGAAGUUAUUAAGAGUGAAGAUGUGAGACGGUUUGACGUCAUCCGUGCUCUUUUGGGCAAGGAGGAGAUUAGUGACAAAGUUUUGUUGUGGAUUGCACGUCGUUCUGCCAGGUUUUUUGAACUGUUUGUCCAGUAUCUGGGUGUCAAAGACUAUGAAGUAGAAAUGGCACAUCACAAUUCUGAUGGCUGUGAAGAGAUGAAACGUAUGAGUGUGAUGAAAAGAUGGCGAGAAAUAUCUGAAGAACCAACAGUCGAAGAUUUGAUUAAAGCUUUAGAAAGUGACAUUGUACAGCAGAAACAACUGGCUCAAGAAAUGAAGAAAGCCUUCUGUCAAACGGAAAACAUGCCAAGAGCAGAGGCGGCAGCUACCUCAAAUACCCAAACAACUGUAUUAUAACAACUCUGCAACAGGUCUCUGGAGAUACAGUCAAUAAAUCAUGACCUGUUGCAGCAGUGUUGCUAGUUUUAGAACUUUUUAAUAGUUGGUUAUUAACCCAAUUUCUUUAAUUCUAGCCAAGCUAGUGGAUACUCAGAUCUAAGUUUUUAAAAUGAUUUGAUAGCCAAUUCAUGCAGGAACAAGAGUAUGGAAUAUUUUUGGAAGAUUUAAAUAUCUUAUUAGUAUUACCAAGACCAAGGCAUAGCCACGCCCAUGAUUAUGCAUCUAAGAUUGUAUAUAUCGCAAAUAUAUGUGUCACAUUUAAAAAUACCAUGAAAAUACUUAUUUUAACUUAAAAUAUGUAUAUUUUGAUGUAUGUUAUAAUUUGUAUUUUGUAUUUAGUAAUACAUUGAAUUUA
Dendronephthya gigantea is the source of this 3177-nucleotide messenger RNA. RefSeq lists its product as uncharacterized. The record is from RefSeq and is a predicted model, not a curated record. Gene Ontology annotation, biological process: signal transduction. The transcript is spliced from 6 exons. NCBI's taxonomy places the organism in Eukaryota, Metazoa, Cnidaria, Anthozoa, Malacalcyonacea, Nephtheidae. Bases 1140 to 2780 code for a protein of 546 amino acids. Gene Ontology annotation, molecular function: protein binding.